This is a messenger RNA of Cotesia congregata, 339 nucleotides long. Lineage: Eukaryota; Metazoa; Arthropoda; Insecta; Hymenoptera; Braconidae. The record is from the annotation of a GenBank genome assembly.
AUGCCACAUUCGAUUAUGAAAGCAGAAGAAUCAAGUUCGGAAAUUGUGACAUCAAGAAAGAUAAAAAUCAAAGAAGAAAUCAAGGAAUGCGAGUCACAGGAAACCCUUUUGUCUUUUGAUCAUGAUUUACCGCCUAAUAUUCCAACAACUCUAACCAGCAGUGUAAUUACUCCCAGCGCAGUUAAAGUUAGUAUCGUUGCUAUCAACAAUUCAUCAAUCUCCACUAAACCCCCAGCAACGCCAAUUGAUAAAUCUAACACGGGUGUUAGUUUGGUUUCUAAAGAAUCGCUGUCUGGUGAUAGAUAUAAGGAUGAGAAAAGAGGUGAUCAUUCAAGGUAG